Messenger RNA from Haplochromis burtoni (Burton's mouthbrooder), 2646 nucleotides. It is a transcript of the gene hdac12, whose product is annotated as histone deacetylase 12. Gene Ontology annotation, molecular function: histone deacetylase activity. Lineage: Eukaryota; Metazoa; Chordata; Actinopteri; Cichliformes; Cichlidae. The coding region runs from base 206 to 1300 and encodes 364 amino acids. The transcript has 7 exons. The record is from RefSeq and is a predicted model, not a curated record.
GCAGCACAGAAAGUUAUUUGCACUCCAUAACAGAAGAUGGCAGCAGUAGAUUGAGGAGGCGCUGUAACAGCCAAGCAUCCCGUUACACAGUACACGGGACACUUUAUGGACUUCCUGUCUCGUUUCAUAACAUCGUAACUGUGUAUAAUGUAGCAUUCUCCCGUCUUAAGUAAGCGAAUGUCAUUCAUUGCUUCCUGUCUUAGAAAUGACCUGCUUUAAGCGGCUGUUCUCUAAAGGACCUCGCUCCAAAGUCGCGUGGUUGAUGACUGGUGAAGCUCUCACCUCCUGCAGGUGCUUCCAUGCUGAACUAGUGAGACACGAAUCUAGCGCGCUUCCAGUAGUUCAUCACAGCAAGUAUGUGUGUGACCUCCCACCCAAUCACAGGUUUCCAAUGGGCAAGUUUCCCCGGGUUUUACAGUGUUUGCUCAGAGAUCAGGUCAUUACAGAGAAACAGGUGUGGGUCCCUGAAAUUGCCUCUAAGGAUUUACUGAGCUGUGUGCACACCGAGGACUACCUGGACAACUUCAUAAAUGGGAAAAUAAGUGAGCAAGAGCAAAGGAGGACAGGCUUUCCCUGGAGUGAAGGCAUAGUGAGGCGCUGUCGAUAUGAAACAGGUGGGACUGUUUUAGCUGCUGAAGUCGCUCUGCAGAGGGGUCUGGCUUGCAGCACAGCAGGGGGAACUCAUCAUGCUUUUCCCAGCUAUGGUUCGGGGUUUUGUCUCCUCAAUGAUCUUGCAGUCGCAGCCAAAUACACGAUGGACAAUUCUCCUAAUUCUCCUUCUACUAAACGCAAAGUUCUCAUUGUGGAUCUAGAUGUUCAUCAGGGUGAUGGCACCGCUUUCAUCUUUAAAGAGGAGCCUUCUGUGUUUACAUUCUCAGUGCACUGUGGGAAAAACUUCCCACUUCGUAAACAACAGAGCGACCUUGAUAUCAGUGUGGAGGAUGGGCUGGAGGACAAGGAUUACCUCUCCACAGUUGAAGCCCACCUUCCCUGGCUGCUGGAAACCUUUCGCCCAGACCUGGUUUUGUAUGACGCAGGGGUUGAUCCUCACUGGGAAGAUGAACUCGGAAGGCUUCGCCUGACAGACCAAGGGCUCUAUCAGAGAGAUUUGUUUGUGCUGAAGACUGUGGUGAAAAGAGGUGUCCCUAUCGCUGCUGUUAUUGGUGGAGGAUACUCUAGAGACAUUGAUAAACUGGCACUCAGACACUCUAUCGUCCACAGAGCAGCAACUCAGGUAAAUGAAACACAGCAGAUAAAAUUGGACAAACAAGUCUUCUAUGUACAGAAACAAUUAGUUUAAAAACAGAGUUCUCAUUAUAACCUUGCUAUUCAUGUUUCAGGUUUGGAGGGAGUGUGGUAUGUAAAACUUGGCUCCCUAAUCAAGAGGAUCCUCAGUGGGUAGCUGAUAUUUGAGAGUCAAUGCCAUGGUCAUUUGGAAAGUUUCAAAAAUGUAUUAGAAACUGACCAGUACUUCAGUUACUUUGGCAUAUUUAUUUAAUUUACACAGUUGAGAAAAUAACUGUAGGAGUGAUACAUCUUAUGCGGUCACAUAUUAGAACUUAUUUCACUCAUUUUUGGUUCGUUGCAAUGAUGGUCUUGUAACUACAAUUAUAUUGUUAUAGGGACAUCACAGCCACCAUAACAUAUUUUUACAUUCAUCUGAAAAAGAAGGUUUUCAUGGAACUCAGUACAGUCCUGUGGAAAAACUGUUUAUAUAGGAAUCAAGAGGUGAUGCUUAUCAAAUGCUCUUGAUUAAUUGGUCAAAAACACAAAAGCAGAGUUUCUGGUAGUUUUCUGGAAUGGAGCUUUCAGCUCCCUGUUAAUGCCACAAUCUUACCAGGAGUGGAAAUUCCACAAAAUUCACUCAAAGGUCAGACAAUACAACUCUUAGGGAGGAUUUUCUUUUUUUUGGGGGGGGGGCAUAAAAAACUAAGAGCUAAAAACUUUACAAGCCUCAGGUAGUAUCGGAAAUGUUAACAUUCCAAUGCAAUUAGAAAAAAAAACUGCAUUUAAAUAAACUUCUGCAACAAUGUUUCUGAUGAGACUAAAGCAGAGAUGCUUGUCCAUAAUGGAUAGCGCCAUUUUGGGUACAAAACACUACAUGUCAAUGCAAAGACCACAUAUCAGCUCACAAGCACGGUGGUGGAGGGAUAAUGAUUCGGGUUUGUUUUGUAUCCACAGGAUUUGGGCACCUUGCGGUCAUUGAAUCAACCUCGACCUACAAUAAAAUGUUUGAAAAAGAAAAGAGUCAAGGUGUUGUAGUGACCCAGACCAGAUUUAAAUGCUAGUGUGGUGUGGCUUUUAAGAGCUGUGCAUAAAUGAAUGCCAAUAAACAUUAAUGAACUGAAGCAAUAUUAAAAAGAAGAGGAUUUCACUACAAUGUGAGAGACCAAUACAGUCCUACAGUAAAAUAAUUAAGUUAUUGCAUAGACUGCAGAGUCCAAGGGAAAUCUUCUUCACGUGACUACAUGUUAAAGAAUUAUUUAAAAAUCCUCACAAAUCAAAUAUUAAGGCUUUCAUUUGUAGGCUGGUGAUGAUUCUAGUAUAGUAUGUGCAAGUUGGCUAUAAAGACUUUUAGCUUACCAUUUACCAAAUUGUACCUGUGUGACAAUUAAAUACUCUAGAAAUAAACUGUACAUGAACAAA